Molecule: messenger RNA, 3149 nt
Organism: Drosophila innubila
Lineage: Eukaryota; Metazoa; Arthropoda; Insecta; Diptera; Drosophilidae
Product: dual specificity protein phosphatase 15
Exons: 7
Coding region: 820-2220 (466 amino acids)
Biological process (GO): protein dephosphorylation
Cellular component (GO): cytosol
Molecular function (GO): protein tyrosine/serine/threonine phosphatase activity
Source: RefSeq, a predicted model, not a curated record
GGACUCGAGUCGGCCUGCCACGUCUCUUGUUGGGCUCAAUUUCUGUCUGGCUCAAUUUCAGAGUCAGUCUGUGACCAGCGUUUGAGGCGUUUUAGCGCUUUGACGGUUCGGAGGGCUCAGCUCUUUUCUUUUUUAUUCUCGCGCCGUUGUUGCGGUUGGACUUUGUUAUUUUGUUGUUGCUACUCCAUUCGUUUCUCCGCCGCUCGCUGCCUUUCAAUACACACACACCGUUUUUCGCAGCACGAAAAAUAGUGAAAUACGAAAUACUCCUAGUCCCUUAAAAAACAAAAAUAUGUAACUGUCAGCCAGUUGUCAGUCUCCCGUUGCCACUUGCCAGUUUAUUUAGGCUUUGACAACGACAAAUUUUACAAGUAUCAAGAAUAAAAACAACAACAAAAAACAGAUAAACGAAUAACAAAAGUAAAUUCAAUCAAAAUUUAACAUUGUGGUCGCCGUGCAAUUGCUGGCGUUGACUUUGGCGUUGACGCUAGCUUCGCCUGCUUCGCCUGCUGCGUCCUCGUCCUCGUCCUCGCACGGUGUGUGUGAUAUAACAGCAGCCGUGAAGGAGUCACUGACACGACCGAUUUGACUCCAUCUCUGGUGGAGUUAUUUUUACGAAACGUCCGCACUUCGUCGUGCUGUUCAACUCUCCUCGCGCCAAAUGCAGCGCCAUUGACUACGACCCAAAAGGGGAUACGACGUAGUAGUAGAAGAAGCAGCAGCAGCAGCAACAAAAAAUACACAAGAGUCAACAAUUUUGGGUCAGCAUUUUUCCUCGAAAACUGAAGCAAGGUGGACCCGAUAUUUAAAUGAAGAAACAUGGGAAAUGGCAUGAACAAGGUCUUGCCGGGACUGUAUGUGGGCAACUACCGCGACUCCAAGGAUCACCAGCAGCUGGAGAAGUUCAAAAUAUCGCACAUCAUUGCCAUACAUGACAGUCCAAGGCGUCUUCUUCCGGACAAGCACUAUCUAUGUGUGAUGGCCUCGGAUACACCCGAUCAAAACUUAUCGCAAUACUUUUCCGUUUGCAAUGACUUUAUCCACGCAGCGCGACUUCGCGAGGGCAACGUGCUGAUCCACUGUCUGGCGGGGAUGUCGCGGUCGGUGACCGUCGCUGUGGCUUAUAUUAUGACGGCUACGCAUCUGAACUCGAAGGAGGCCUUGAAGGUGGUGCGCGCUGGUCGCGCAGUGGCCAAUCCCAAUACAGGAUUUCAGACUCAGCUGCUGGAGUUCGAGCAAUACAAGUUAUCCGAGGAGCGGCGUCGACUGAGGGAGCGCUUUCCAUCGUCGGCACUGGAACAGCUGGACCGGAUCAAGUGCGGCCUGGCGCUGGACAACUACCAGGAGCUGUUACAGAACCGUGACAUCUGCGAGGGGAAUUGCUCCCGCGGGGAAAAGUGUCCCACAGGCGUCUGCAACAUGGACCCCACCAAAGGUCUAUUCCGACGUCGUCCUUCGAGCGCGUCCAGCACACACUCGCGACUGCGUGCCCAGUCCACCAAUGCCAACCCUAGCUCAUCCCCGAGCAUGCUGAGUGUGGCCAGUGCCGCCGGAGUCAGUGUCGCCGGUGGUGCCGCCCAGUCUUGUCCCACGUCACCCAAGCAUUCGCCGCGUCCACGCCGUUCGGUGGGGAACGAACGAAUUCCCGAAGACGAGGUUGCUUGCCAGCAGCCAUUUUCGAGUCCAAAUCCGUCUACCUCCAGCGAGGCGGCUGAGUACGCGGCAGCCAUUGAGGAUGCACGAAGGGAACAGCAGCAGCGACACCAGCAGCUUCAACUCCAACGCUCUCCCUCGCGCCAAAGCCUCAAGGCAGCUGGCAGAGGCAGCUCCGCUGGCGGAUCGGGGCGAGUGAGCAGUGCCGGAGCUCGCAAUGAACCGGCGGCCGUGGAGGGGCGUAAUGGAGGGAGCGCACAGCUGCAGCGCAGCGCCAGCACUGUCAGCGGCUUUGGCGUACGUCCCCGCAGCAGCCCCGCGGGAUUGCAUGCCUAUACGGGUUCGGUGCCCUCCUCUGCCCACGGAUCGCGCGUUGAUCUGCGCGAGAUUGACAAGGGAUCGGCCAUAUAUUUGGGAUGCAAUGCGCCUCGUGCCUCCACAUUAUCGAUCGCCUCGUCGCGUGGUUCAUCUGGCGGCUCAGCACCACCGUCACCUUGCCACACGCCUCCUUCCAGCCCACGGCACGGUAUCAGAAGAUCGACCAGUCUAGCCAAAAAGCCCAGAUGAAGCCCAAGGCUGAUCACAUCCACUCCAUCCACUGGAGUGAACCUGUCCUUUAUGUGCACCCAUUUGAAACACGCGCUCGCGACCUGCACCUCUUGAAGCACUUUGUCCUUUCACUUGUCCUUGUAAUCGUAUAGAGUUGUGGCAAUCUUAAAUUUCUUGUGACACACCAAAGGGGUAGACUUACCCAAUAUGUGUUUGUCGCGAGUCCAAAGAUUGCAACAACCUUACAUAGUUCUUUAGUCUUUAUACAACUUUUGCUGAUAACGUGGCAAUCAUACAAGGUACUCGUACUCAUAGUGAAAGGGGUUUCCAUAUGUCCGAGAGCUCAAGGCUUCAGGAGUGUCGUCGGGGACCAUAAAUGAGGGUGUUCUUUUCCCAUUUGUUAACCUGUCCUGGAUCACAUAGUCAAUGUGUCGGAGAAUAGACAGUAUAUUCAGAUUUCGAUCAGAGUAGGCUUGAUUACCGAACAUUUGUAGUUCGUUGGGCUACUUCACUCCUAAUAAACAUUGAUUAAGAAUCAACUACUGUCAAGGAAUCAUUAGCUACUCUCUUAACCUACCUAUGCGAAACGAAAUAAUAAGAUCGCGGGCUUUAAUGCUGCUUAAUUAAUUGUUGAGCAAUUUUUGUAGAUCAAAUGCAAAAAUGAACUAAUCAAAGAGCAAAACAAAACCAAAAAAAUAUAAACAUAAAUUGUUGAAACACUAUUUUUUCAGAGACGCAUUUAACAAUAACCCACAUAUGUAUGUGUAUAUUUAUAUAUUUACAUAUGUACGAGUAUAAAGCGUAUUUACGAAUAUUUAUAAACACAUUUGUUAAUCGUUAAGUGGAAGUUCAACUCCAUUUGUUAGUUUUGUACCGAAACAAGCCGCCGCCUGCAAAUGCUUUGGCAGUCACACAAUAAUCGAGAAAUAUAUUAUAGUUGUAAACAA